This is a messenger RNA of Parathielavia appendiculata, 2178 nucleotides long. RefSeq lists its product as uncharacterized. The record is from RefSeq and is a predicted model, not a curated record. Gene Ontology annotation, molecular function: metal ion binding. The transcript has 5 exons. NCBI's taxonomy places the organism in Eukaryota, Fungi, Ascomycota, Sordariomycetes, Sordariales, Chaetomiaceae. Bases 310 to 1824 code for a protein of 504 amino acids.
CUCAGUUCAAGGCGGCAAGCAGCAAACGCACCUCUUUGUGCAAUUUUCAUCAAAACUCCAGGCUUAAAGUUAUUGCAUCCCAUCGAGCUCUUCUCUCCCCGGCCAUUUUUUCACAAUACUCUGCUGGCUGAGAGAAGCGAUUGUUGAACGUGUCGUCCUUGGUUCGACUUGGAUUGGCCUGCCAUUCUCGGAAACCCCAGGUCGGGUUCAGAAGCCCAACCCUGGUUCCAAUUCUCAUCUCAACCUGUCGACCGCUCCAACAUCGUUUCGAUUUCAUCUCUUUCCUUCUUAACCACUUAAACCGCCAUCAUGAGUCGAUACGAUGCAGCUGAGGGCCCGGAUCCCGCCCAGCACUACGUCGCCCCUCUUCAGACAUGGGAGGCCUUUGUUCGCGACAGAGGUCGGAUCGAGAACGACCUUUACAUUGCCUAUGUCAACUUGCUUACCCGCUACCGAGAGAAAGUCGAUGAGUGCGAGCGCGAAAAAAGGAAUGCCAUGGUUUGGGAAAAGGAACAGCGUAUGUCAGAGAGGGAGUUGAAUAGUCUCAAGACUGUUGCGGAAUCUUCACCGUUCGCCUUUGUCGUUAUCGAUGGCGAUGGAGCCGUCUUUCGUGAGGACUUGAUUGCCAGAGGCGAGGACGGAGGCAUUGAGGCUGCCCAUGAACUCCACCAACAGCUUAAGAUCUACUUCCACGACCAACCGCAAUUCUCAAAUAUCGACACCAUAUUUGUCCAUGUCGUCCUUAGCCUCGAGGGUCUGUCACGGGCUCUCCAUAACUCGGGCGCUAUCAUUCCACCCGACUACGGCGCUUUGACAAAGUUCGCGCGGGGCUUCGCUCGCGCCCAGCCCCUUUUCACCUUCACUGACGUCGGCUACGGCAAGGAGCAGGCUGAUCAUAAGGUCCGCAAGCUGUUUGAGGUCAUGGAGAAGAACAUCCAAUGCAGAUGCCUCAUCCUCGCCGGCUGCCACGAUAAUGGCUACGCGACCUUCCUAGAAUCCUUCCGCGGCAACCAAAAGAUCUGCCUUUUGGAAACUACCCCACCCGCCGCCGACUUCAGGAAAUUCACUUUCAAGCGCGUGGCCUUCCCUUCGGUUUUCCGCUCAGAACCGCUGCUGUCUCGGCCGACCUUUCCCCCGGGUUUCACGCCUGCUACGAUGGCGCCGCUCACAUCGGGUCCCAUGACCUCCCCUCCUAUCCUCAGUCUUGGAAAUGGGAUUGGCAUUAACCCCUUGCCCAGUCCAGCAGCGACUGCGUCAGUUGCGUCGCCCAAACCAACGCCUUCGGCCCCCGUCCCUCCGGCCUCGGUUCCCGCAACCAAGCCCGAGCCCCAGGCGAGCACGGCGAGCAGCUAUGCCACCGUGGGCCGAAGCAGCGCUCCCCUUACAAUCAACAUUGCCACGCAGAAGAAGCCAACAGUCACUCGGCUUUUCAUCCAGCUCAACAAACACGAUGAGCGGGUUGACAUCCCUUUGCCGAAGCCAGACCCUAAUGCGGUAAAAUCACUCGACGAGCGGAGGCAGAUGAGCGGCAUGAACCUCUGCAACAGGUACCACUUGGCUAACAGCUGCAAAAACACCAACUGCAGCUUUUACCACGGGGAACGCCUGAACCCGGCCGAGAUACUUGCCCUGCGCCACAAGACAAGGAACCUGGUGUGCGGUUCUGGCCACUACUGCCGCGAGAUCGCAUGCAAUCUCGGCCAUCACUGCUCGAACCCGGGUUCGUGCUACUUUGGCGACGACUGCCGCUUCUCCGAGAUGCACGGCAUGGACAUUACUCCGACUAUUAAGAUCUACGAGGAUGGCACCCGCGAGGUCCUUUAGGACAUGGACGACGGUGCCCGUAUUGCAUCCAUUCAACAUGACGAUAGAGGAGGUGUUUGCUGGUGGUCUUUUCUUGGUAGUGCAACACAUUGGCAACAUAAAGCAACGUGCUCCUGAAAUGCCCUGGACCAUGAUUCUUGCAGUUAAUGUUACAAUAACAAGUUUAGUUGGCGAGGGUUCCUUGGGAGUCGAGCUGGGUCCGUUGGGAUGGACAAAACAGAGAAUAAUCACAUGCUAUCUAGCUUAGUGUCUGGACAUUUUUGCGAUGGUAAUUAGGAGGGCUGAGCUCUACCAUACUUUCGUUUAUAUUCUUGCGUCUAUCACCCCGAUCAGAUUGCUACCAAUAAACAGACU